This is a messenger RNA of Acanthisitta chloris (rifleman), 2006 nucleotides long. It is a transcript of the gene TPH2, whose product is annotated as tryptophan hydroxylase 2. NCBI's taxonomy places the organism in Eukaryota, Metazoa, Chordata, Aves, Passeriformes, Acanthisittidae. Gene Ontology annotation, biological process: serotonin biosynthetic process; aromatic amino acid metabolic process. The record is from RefSeq and is a predicted model, not a curated record. The transcript is spliced from 11 exons. The coding region runs from base 1 to 1380 and encodes 459 amino acids. Gene Ontology annotation, molecular function: tryptophan 5-monooxygenase activity; iron ion binding. Gene Ontology annotation, cellular component: neuron projection.
AUGCAGUCUAAGCAUCUAAACAGAUCAAGUUCUGGGAAAAAUGAGGAAAAGAAAGGGAAUAAAGGAAAUGGGAAAGGUGACUCUGAAGGUGGAAAGACAGCAGUGGUGUUUUCCUUGAAGAAUGAAGUUGGUGGAUUGGUGAAAGCCCUUCGACUCUUCCAGGAAAAACAUGUGAGUAUGGUUCAUAUUGAAUCACGAAAAUCAAAGAGAAGGAAUUCAGAGGUGGAAAUUUUUGUGGACUGCGACUGCAGUAAGAAAGAAUUUAAUGACCUAAUCCAGUUGCUCAAGUUUCAAACUAAUAUUGUAUCUCUCAAUCCACCAGAAAACAUCUGGACUGAUGAAGAAGAUCUCGACUGUGUCCCUUGGUUCCCCAGGAAGAUAUCUGAAUUAGACAAAUGCUCACAGAGAGUUUUGAUGUAUGGAUCUGAACUGGACGCAGAUCACCCUGGAUUUAAAGACAAUGUCUAUCGACAGAGAAGAAAGUACUUUGUGGAUGUUGCCAUGAGCUAUAAAUAUGGUCAACCUAUUCCCAGAAUAGAGUACACAGCUGAAGAAGUUAAAACGUGGGGGGUGGUCUUUAGGGAACUCAGUAAACUCUAUCCAACUCAUGCUUGUCAUGAAUAUCUAAAAAACUUUCCUCUGCUGACCAAGUACUGUGGAUACAGAGAGGAUAAUGUGCCUCAGUUGGAAGAUGUUUCUGUUUUUCUUAAAGAAAGGUCUGGCUUCACAGUGAGACCAGUUGCUGGAUACCUGUCUCCCAGAGAUUUUUUAGCUGGCUUAGCAUAUAGAGUUUUUCACUGCACCCAGUACAUACGACAUGGCUCAGAUCCUCUCUACACACCAGAACCGGAUACGUGCCAUGAACUCUUGGGACAUGUGCCUCUACUUGCUGAUCCCAAGUUUGCACAGUUUUCCCAAGAGAUAGGACUUGCUUCACUGGGAGCAUCCGAUGAAGAUGUUCAGAAAUUAGCCACUUGUUAUUUUUUUACAAUUGAAUUUGGCCUUUGCAAGCAAGAAGGACAACUACGUGCUUAUGGGGCAGGACUUCUGUCUUCUAUUGGAGAAUUAAAGCAUGCUCUCUCUGACAAGGCCAAUGUGAAAACAUUUGAUCCAAAGACAACCUGUUUGCAAGAAUGCCUUAUCACUACUUUUCAGGAAGCUUACUUUGUUUCAGAAAGUUUUGAAGAAGCCAAAGAAAAGAUGAGGGACUUCGCCAAAUCAAUCAAUCGUCCCUUCUCUGUAUAUUUCAAUCCAUAUACACAAAGCAUUGAGAUUUUGAAGGAUACCAGGAGUAUAGAACAUGUUGUCCAGGACCUCCGCAGCGAUUUAAACACUGUAUGUGAUGCUUUAAGCAAAAUGAACCGAUAUUUAGGGAUUUGAUAUGUGUGGCACUGUGAUUUGCUGUCAGUUGCUCUUUCUGUGGCCAGUUAUGUCACAUGAGAUGUCUAACUUCUCAAACCCAUCAGUUUUCCCUUUGCAGCUUGGCCUGUGGCUUGCAUCAUUGUGUAGCUCUGUCUAAUUGUAAUGUGCAGAAAAAACAAGGCAAUACUAAUUUGUAAAUGCAAUACAGAAUGUGGCAAAAUAUAACCAUCAAUUCCUCAACACAGUGUCAUGUACAAGUAUACCAUUAAAAACUUACCUGGCAGUGGUUUUGUUUCCGUAAGAUGAUUCACUUCGAUGUUUAACAAAUGAUGUUGCUGAUUUUUUUAAGUCUUAUUUUAUGUCUUUAUAAUCCCUUUCCUUCCAUAAGAAUCCAUAAGAAAAAAUUACUUGCACCAUUUUCAUUUUGUUUGUAAGAGAAUCUGUAUUUCUUUCUAUAGUGGUGAAGACAUUGUUUUGUCCAUAUAUCUGUGAGAGAACUGCGUGUCUCUUGUGACUGAACAAUGCAAUUUAUAUACCAGUGCUGAGAUCAAGAGGGCUAUGUAUCGGUACUAAAAGAUCUGUGGGGAUUAUACAUUUCACAACUGACAAAAGUUCAAUGUGGCUGAGUAAUUGCAACACAAUAA